AGUAUAAAUACUAAAUUAUUCUCAAAUUUUAUGGAAUUUAGAAUCAAAAAAAAAAAAUAAAGUAUUCUUUACUCAGGGGAAAUACUAAUUUACUAAUUAAGCAAUCAAUUUUAUGAUUGUUCUAAACGUAAUGACACGUAAUCGAAAAUACGUAUAGUUACCAAGUUUGAAGGAAUGACAACAGUGAUAGUAUAUAGUAGAUUAUCUAUAUAUAUACAAUCUGUCCUUACGAAGACAUAGUAAAAGUGAUUUGUUUAUUUGACGCUAAACAGUUAAAUAAUUAAUUAAAUAAAAUGCCUGGUAACGUUGAACAUCGAACAGUAACGCCUCUUUUAAAGGCAUUUCGAGAUAUUAUACGAGGUAAACCAGUUGUGGAAGCAUUAAGAUUCAAGGAUCAACUUUCUGCACGUACCCAACCACCACCAUCGAUACCUGGUGGACCGAACCAUAAACUUACCAAAGUUUAUUACUAUACACGCGAUGCUAGGCGUCUUGUUCAACCACCCGUCGAGAUAUACGCGCAAGGUCGAUUAGAAUCAGGGGAAAGCGCAUCUACCAAAUCUGCAAUUCCAACACCAGCUAAAGUUUAUAUACCUGACAAAUAGCAAAUGUGAUCAAAUUCACUGAACAUUAGUUAUACUAUAGUAAUUGCAUGUAAUAAAUUAAGUAUCGAUUGAGAAUUAUUAUAGAGAAAAAUACUGAUGUAAGUUUACGAAUAAAGAUUUUUUUUUUAAAGUAA
Messenger RNA from Hylaeus anthracinus, 739 nucleotides. Its product is annotated as NADH dehydrogenase [ubiquinone] 1 alpha subcomplex subunit 7-like. The coding region runs from base 294 to 605 and encodes 103 amino acids. NCBI's taxonomy places the organism in Eukaryota, Metazoa, Arthropoda, Insecta, Hymenoptera, Colletidae. Gene Ontology annotation, cellular component: mitochondrial inner membrane. The transcript is spliced from 3 exons. The record is from RefSeq and is a predicted model, not a curated record. Gene Ontology annotation, biological process: mitochondrial electron transport, NADH to ubiquinone; ATP synthesis coupled electron transport.